Messenger RNA from Coprinopsis cinerea okayama7#130, 2604 nucleotides. RefSeq lists its product as hypothetical. The record is from RefSeq and is a predicted model, not a curated record. The transcript has 12 exons. The coding region runs from base 16 to 2604 and encodes 862 amino acids. Lineage: Eukaryota; Fungi; Basidiomycota; Agaricomycetes; Agaricales; Psathyrellaceae. Gene Ontology annotation, molecular function: mRNA binding.
UUCUUGUCCACCACCAUGGCACCGAAAUCCAAACCAGCGACAAGCAAAGCUCUUACCACAACAGGCCCCAAGGAGGUAAUCUCGCACCCCACCAAGGGCAAGAAAAGAGAGUAUGUUGAAAAACCGACCACGACCCGUGCCCUAAUUCUUCGCAAUGGAAAGCAUGGGGCGAUGGGGACCGGCGAAAUCAUCGCCAGCAACAAGAUCACAGGUCGCGAAAAGCUUGACCUUUUGGCGGAGGAACUCAUCGAAAAGAUGAAAACGGCCGUUAUGACCCCCUUCCGUUUUGAGAAUGCCCUCAGACUAUCAGACUCGCAAUUCGGCAUCUACCGUGACGAUAUCGUCAACUUGAAGGACCCGGAUCUGUUCCGCGACAUCAUUGAGGGUGAACUAGUUGCUCGAACGCGCCCCAAUACUGAACCGCGACGCAAUGCCACUAAUGUCGCCAAGAUAAUCGGUACCAGAGUCCACAACUCGUAUAUGCUUGCUUCGGCAUGGAAGCUUGUGACCGACACUUUGAGGAAGGUCCAGAGUCAAGUGGUGGACGAGAAGAUCUUGAAGUCGAAACUCAAGACGGAUCAGACGCUCAGGAGCGAGUACCUGGUCCUGUUCGAUUUGGUAAACCAUCUGGUGGAUUUGUCCCACAACUACUUAUCGGUGUUGGCCACCACUGCCCCGCAUUACUCAGAAUAUUUCAAGACCAGGCCCAGCGAAGGGUCUGGCGAGCCAGAGGUCAUUUUUGAAUGGAACGACAAAAAAAUCUUGCGAUCAGUUACCCAGUCCUUCUUGGACAGCAUCAUCAUUGAGCUCUGUUUCCCCCAAAGUCCAUUCCCGAAGGCGGUUCUGUACCAGCUUCUGAAGGAAUGUCUUGAUGAGGCACCCCACGAGGGCAAGCGAUUUUCUCAGGCAAUGGCUAAUGCGAUUGGCGACCUCUCGCGUUGUGUCGAGCUUCAGACCUUGUUGGAAGAGCCUUUGUUGGGUCCGGAAUACGAACAAUGGCGGAAUGAACGCCGUGAGAUGCCCGAAGCUUUCGAGAGGUGGAUUGACGCCGGUAUCUUCUCGCGCCAGGCUUCAGGUGAAAUCGGCAAUUGGAAGGACCUAGUUUACCCUCUUGGUGCCACCAAGAAGAAGGAGGUCCUUGAGAAGAUCUGGAAGGGUAUCAACUUGAACUAUAUCAAGGAAGCCGGUAUCGAUAUUGACAGACUCUGGGCUUUGGACGAAUCAUUGACUUUCAAACCUCAAUGGUCUUCUUAUUGGUUUGAGAAACUCGCCGAAGAUUCGGAUGAGGAGGACGAGGACAUCAACGGUCUUCCGCGCGCCAAAGGACAAAAGAAGAAACUCCUUGCUCUCAAGGGCCCCGAUGACGACGAUUCUGCAGACUCCAUGCCCGCCUUGCAGUCGGUAUCUAACAGUUCUGACGACGACGACUAUUCUGAGAUCGACUCUGACGAAGAAGACGAUGACGACGAUUACGAGACAGGCGAGAGCGACUACGAUACAGACGAAGAAGACGAGAUCAGAGAACUUAUUCGUGAGGCCAUGGAAGCAGGCCAUGAAGUAGAUUGGUUCGAUUCAACACCCGCUGACCCUGAGCUCGAUCCUCUCAAGGCGGACGAGAAGAAGGGUAACCCUUUCUUAAAGGCGUUGGGUCGUUUAUUCAAGUCUGACCCCAAGGUGAAGCCAACCGCAGCUCGAACCGAGCCCAGGCCCAAUGCUCGUGGUGCAUUCCGAGCAACCCCUACUGGCGUGCCUAAGCCUGUGCCCAAGACCGCGCCACCCAAGCCCACUCCUGCUUCUGCGAAGCAACAACAACAGCAGCAGCAAGCCCCUGCUUCUCACAAGACCACUAUGGAAGAAGUCGAGGACGAAGACGCAGUCACACCUUCCGCCGGCAAGAAAAAGAAGAAGAAGAAGCCCAAGAAGAAGAGGACUGGCGAUGAAGCAGAGGCUCCUGAUAGCCCUCGGCCUGCCGCUGCCCAAGCCGCGCCUACGUCGCCCACUUCGCCAACGCUUGGUCGCUCGACCAUCGGCGCUUCCGCUUCAACUCUCAACAUCCCUGUGGAAACUACCCAGGCACAAUCCUCGCACUCGUACCUUAAGCAACUUGAAUCAGACUUCCAGCAGAAGGCUAAGAUCAAGUCUCGUCCUGACCAUGCCUCUAUCUUCUCGGGUUCCAUCCACGAAACCAAGAAGGGCGGACUCUUGUCGAAGAUGGGCUUCGGCAAGAAGGAAGAGGAUCACGGUGACAAGAACCCCAAAUACACUUGGUUCUCGAGGCUGAGCAAGAAAGCCACCGAUUCCAUGCAUCAGUUGCUCAAGACUAGUGAGGAUGCGGGUAGGCAGCCUGCCCCAAUGAAAUGGGAGACAUUCUUGAAGCUUAUGAGGGAGAUGGGCUUCGAGUACGAUCCCAGUACAGCAGGCUCUAGUGUUCGUUUCGACCCUCCUGACAAGAGGGACAGGUCCAUCACCAUUCACAAGCCCCAUCCUGAUCCAACUCUCAAUCCGAUCAUGCUGAGGAACAUUGGCAAACGCUUGAAGCGUUACUACGGGUGGAACGAAGAAGAUUUCAUCAAACAAACACAAGAAAUUAGUUCGAGAAAGUAA